AUGGCACAUUUGGCUAGAUCUCCUCUCAAAGUAAUAUUGUUUGGUGAGCAUGCCGUAUUAUCAGGAGAAAGAUGCCUUGCUGUUGCAGUAGAUGUAUAUGGAUAUCUAACAAUUGAGUCUUCUAAGAGCACUGAGGCUGUUGCUGUUGAUGCAGAAGGUAAUUAUAUGGACCUAUUUGAGAAAUGGAGAUACGCCAUUCCUGGCUUUCGUUUGACUCUGUCUUUGGAUGCCGCAUUGGGGUGUGGUCUGGGCACAAGUGCAGCCAUAUCGCUUCUGUUAUCAUAUGCCAAGGCCCGCAGUCCAGAUAUAUUAGAGGAAGCUCUUGAAAUGGAGAAUGCAUUCCAUGGAAAAGCGUCUGGCGUUGACGUGAUGGCCUGCUAUACCGGCGGGUUGAUCUCCUUUAGAAAAGGCGUUGUUGAAAGGCUUUCUAUUCACCACCUUUCUCAAUUCAAAAUACUCAUCUUCAACACUAGGAUACCCAAGAACACAGAGUCUGCCAUCAGGCUAGGGAGGCGCAAGAAAGAGUUGUACGGCGAAAUAGGAAAAGUUUCAGAAGAGGCAUACAAACUUUUACAAAGAGAGUUUACCUUGGAGGAACUGUACAGACUCAUUAGGAAGAACCAAGACCUGUUAGAUGAACUGGGGGUUUGCCCUAGAGAGAUAAAGGACAUAAUAGAUAAAAUGAGAGAGAUUGGUAUUGAGGCAAAGAUAACGGGUGCCGGCUGCGGAGGACAUCUUUUAACAGUAGUAAAAAAAGAACAGGAGAUCCCCGGAUGGACAUCUGUAUCGAUUGAUCUGAAUGGGUUCCAUGCUUUCGAUGUCUGGAAAUAA
This is a messenger RNA of Encephalitozoon hellem ATCC 50504, 831 nucleotides long. Its product is annotated as mevalonate kinase. Gene Ontology annotation, molecular function: ATP binding; mevalonate kinase activity. The record is from RefSeq and is a predicted model, not a curated record. NCBI's taxonomy places the organism in Eukaryota, Fungi, Microsporidia, Unikaryonidae. Gene Ontology annotation, biological process: isoprenoid biosynthetic process. Gene Ontology annotation, cellular component: cytoplasm. The transcript has a single exon. Bases 1 to 831 code for a protein of 276 amino acids.